UACCAGGACAUACGAAUCCCGAAGGUAAGUAUUAAGCUUAAAAGUUUGGGCUGAUCAAAUUGGUAAAUUACCCCUGAGAUGGCCUGACGCGGGGUUUGAUGCGUAUUCAGGAACACAAGGCAAAUGUUCAGUCCGAUGAAAAAUUCUCCAACAUCCAUCUUCCUCUCCUCCAUCCCAUUCUGUAGCCCUACCUAAGACUAUCCUUUACCCAGUCGCUCCUUACGCAUUGCAGUUUUGCAGAAAAUUGUCCAAUCGUCACUCCGCUCCAAUAUGUUCGCCACAAUCUUGACUGUCCUGCUUGCGGCAGUCAGUAUCACUCUCAUCCAGGCGGAUCCAACCCCGAUAGCCCCAGGUCCAGGCGAUGUUUUUAUCGAGGGCCAGAGUUGCUCUAUCGCCUGGUCAGCAGACCCCAGCGGAAUGUGGACAACCAUGAACAUAUAUUUGAUGACCGGUGACAACUACAACAUGAUAAAGUUAGCCAGUGUUAGCACUGUCAACGGAGCCGACCCUACCAAGACCACGUACUCGUACCCUUGUCCCCAGGUUUCACCCUAUGCCCCUAUUUAUUUCUACGAAUUCUCAUCACCAGCCUCCACUAAUUUGACCUGGACUACUCGUUUUACCAUCACCGACUCGACAAGUGACAUUGUCCCCGCGCCUCAGCCCACGCAGCCAGGGGGUGCCAACAUCCCUUGGGGGACUGGCACGAUCAUUGGUACAUCAGCAUCUCCAUCAGACAGUGUCUCAUCUUCUACCGUGUCCACGACUGUGUCUACGGCGACUUCCUCCCCCACGGUUUCAAAGAAAAAUCCAGGAGUUUCCCCCACUGACACCACUGGCGCUACAUCUACUCCAGUUUCGAUAACAGAUUCGGGUGUUUCUCCCACUGACACCUCUGGCGUGACAUCCACUCCGGCCCCCAGCACUACCGGUGCGGCUACUGCUAAUGGCGCAAACAUAGAUAUUCCAUCGGGCCUGCUCUGGCGGGCAGUUUUCUCCAUCGCAGUGUCUAUCUUCGGCUUCGCUGUCAUAUUCUAGCUGCCAGGAAUGAUUCGCACCGCAACAUGAUACA
Molecule: messenger RNA, 1072 nt
Organism: Pisolithus orientalis
Lineage: Eukaryota; Fungi; Basidiomycota; Agaricomycetes; Boletales; Pisolithaceae
Exons: 4
Coding region: 271-1038 (255 amino acids)
Source: RefSeq, a predicted model, not a curated record